CGCUGGCUGUUUUGAUUAUUGGCUCCAACGUGCCAUAUUUUACCCCGAGGCCUCCUUUAAUUGCCCUUAUGGGAUUGCGCGCACGUGUGUAACCAUGGCAACCUUGACCUUUGACCUCGUGGGUUGAGCAAUAAAUCGGGGUGUGGCGGUGAUGAGUAUUGCAACAGACAAUGGAAUGAGCUCAUUCAGUCAGAAACGCACAGCACAAACUGAAGCGUAUCAUUCCUCUACAUUAAUUAGAGCCGUGCCUGUGGGAAUUUUCAUUUCACUUGGAGUUAAGUGCUUUAUUUAUUUCUGUUUCUUUUUUUUGUUUAUUUAUGUUUGUUUAUUUAUUUUUGUUAAGCUUUUUAACCAACAGUUUGUCAGAAAAACAUCCAGUUUACACAGUUUGGAAGCUUAUACAAUGCAGCAUUAUGAAACGUAUGCCUGAAUGUUUAAACACAAACCACUUUUGGACAAAACUGUAAUAUUUUAGCAAUUUAUAAAGAUAUCAGUGCGUCACACAGUGUCAGAAACCACAUAAGCACAUCUAAGAGAGAUUACUUAACACUUGAAACAGUGAGGGAAUUGUGUGAUUUAGACAUGCGGUUAGCAUGAUGCUAAUUGGUGGGCUAUAAGCUUCCAUUAUUUGUUAGCUGCAUUAGCCUUGUAGCUCCAAAAAAUAAAGAAGCAAACUUUAGACACCAAACAUGUCUUGAAUGAUCAAGUACAUUUUGAGGGAGAAAUUUUAGUAAAUUAGACUUUUUUGCCAAACUAUCACUUUAAAGAAGAAAAACAAGUCCUUCAAAGACCUAGAAAUUCUUGGCUGUUUGAGGGUCGACUCUCCUGUUGCAAGACGUUGAGUUAAUUGUAUUAAAAGUCCACAUUCGCUGAGCCCCUUAUUGUCAUUACUGAUUAUCAUCUCCAUUUGUUUCACUUUUUGAGCCAAAAAAUCAGCUUCGGUCCCCUCAGGCCACAAAAGCACAGGAUCUGUCUUUGUUUAAUGUAAGACAUGCACACUCAGUAUGGACCUUUUGAGUUAUAUGUACUGACACAGCCAUUUACCAGUGCUUUAGUGAUUUGAAUUGAAAUCUUUGUUUGAAUAUUGCAGUGUCAGCAUCACCGAUUCAUCAUGUUCAAUAAUAUGCUGGUUUAAAGCGAUACUAAAAAAACAAGCUCUUCCUCGAACUUUUUUGGGGGGUAAACUCUCUUAACUCAAAUGUAGUUGAUCAGGAAAGACAUGUUUGUUGUCUGAAGUGUUCUUAUUUAGUUUUACACUGGAGAUAGAAGGCUUAGGGCUGAAAGAUUAAUUGUUUUUAUAUCAAAAUCACAAUUAGGAGUGCAAUUUUUAAACCACAAGAGCUGUUAUUGCUAUUAUAGUUUGUAUUAUCAAUUUUAAGUGGGGAAUUUUAACCUAAUAAGACUGUGACCCACGUGUAGAUGAGUUAGACCAAUCAGAAGCAACCAGACGUCUAUCUGCUGUGACAUCACAACCACAGCUGACUGGCAGUCUGGCACAGUGUGUCCAGUGUUCACGCUUCAAGCCAGAAAAAGUGGAUAUUCUGUAUCUUCUUGGCCAACAUGUCACCAAUUUUUAGUCACAGCAUUUUUCAGAAAAAUUGCAAGUGGCUAUUUUCCCCUGAAUCGUCCCUAGAUUUUCACCAGUGUCGAUAAAUCUGUGGAGCUGUGAUCCGUAGCUGUAAAUUACAAUCCACUUGUUUUAUAGGUCUCUCAGUUCCACAGUAAAAUUGUUAAUAUCAGAGGUUUCAUAUCAAUUAAAUAUUUUCCCCAAAUCAUUCAGCCCUAACAAGGCAAAUGUAGCUAAUGUAAUGGAAGUUUAUGUCCAUCGAUUAGUGUUAUGCUAACUCUCUGAGAGACCUGUGUGGUUUCUGGGCCUGUUUGAUCUUCUGUUAUCUAUAAAAAUGGGCAAAACAUUGCAUAGCUAGCAUAGCCACCAUCUUUAAGCCCUUAUUGUCUCCUUAUUGUUAUUAUUUUUAUAUAUAUCAGUAUCAUACUGUGUCAGAAACCACAUAAGGAAUGCAUGAUUUAGGCCUGUGCAAUAGAUAAUCAUAAGCUUCCAUUGUUGUUUCUUUCCUUGUAACUCCAAAGAAGCAAACCUCAGACACCAACUGUGUCUUGGCUGACUGACUACAUUUGAGGAAAGCUAAUGAAAAAGAGGCAGGGCUGGUCAGGAAGGAUUUGAGAAGAGAAUGAAUAUAUCGCCAUCAUGGAAAUUUAAGAUGUCGACGAACAGAAUCAGGUUUAUCGGCCAGAACAACGAUCCCUUGAACAUGGGUUUCCAUGGAUACCCCUCAGCCAGUCAGGGUUCACAAGACACUAUGGGUGCUCAGGAGGGCCUUGUUCCACCACCCUUCUCCGCCUUCCCUCCCCCUCCCCCUCCGCCGCCCCAGAAUGGCCUGCCGCUGGAGUUCGGGGCCAGCAGCCUGUACUCUGCAGGGGGACAGGGGCAAGUGGAGCCGACGGCAGGGAUCAGUAACCCCCCCUCCGCCCCCAGCACUCUCAACACACAACAGUUGUCAGAUGGAUCCCCCCAGGCAGAUAACCAGUGUGUAUCUGGUGGGGGUUCAGGCGUAUCUGGGGCUGAAGACUCUGCAGAGGGCAAAGUCACCCCGAAACGCCUCCACGUCUCUAACAUCCCCUUCCGCUUCAGAGAUCCUGACCUGCGGCAAAUGUUUGGGCAAUUUGGAAAAAUCCUGGACGUAGAGAUCAUUUUCAACGAGAGAGGCUCCAAGGGCUUCGGCUUCGUGACGUUCGAGAGCAGCGUGGAUGCGGAGAAGGCCCGAGAGAGGCUGCACGGCACCAUCGUGGAGGGCCGGAAGAUCGAGGUCAACAACGCUACAGCUCGAGUGAUGACCAAUAAGAAGCUGGUUAGCCCAUAUGCUAACGGAGAGGGACUUAAUGCUCUCCCUUAUGUAGCUGGGUGGAAGCUGAGCCCAAUGGUGGGAGCGAUGUACGGCCCAGAGCUCUACGCAGGUGAGACACUGGUUCCAGGGUUUCCAUACCCUACUGCAGCGGCGGCGGCAGCUGCCACUACAGCCGCCACCUUCAGGGGUGCUCACCUGCGGGGUCGCGGGCGGCCUGUUUAUGGUGCUGUACGUGCAGCUGUCCCGCAGCCGGCCAUUCCAGCAUACCCAGGCGUGGUGUACCAGGAUGGUUUCUAUGGGCCUGCUGACCUCUAUGGUGGCUAUGCAGCGUACCGUUACGCCCAGCCAGCAGCGGUAGCAGGUCCAACGGCGGCAGCGGCAGCAGCGGCAGCGGCAGCCUACAGUGACAGCUACGGUCGUGUAUACACGGCAGAUCCCUACGCCACGGCGUUAGCAGCCCCGGCAGCUGCCGCGUACGGAGUGGGAGCUAUGGCCACCCUCUACAGGGGAGGGUACAGCAGGUUCUCCCCCUACUAAACUCCAAAACCUCCAGACUUCACCAACUCUCCGAAACUUUUAGAAACAGUCAGUCACUUUGGAGCGGAGACGUACUUUUUUUUUGUGUGUGGACAAACGGAAAACGAAACACGCCGCUUUGGAACGAAUACUUGAGAAAGAAAAGUACAUCACUACAAGUGUUUUUUUAAAAAAAUAAAACAACUACAUAACCGUAAAGAACUUGGACGGAGACGUGAGAUGGCUGACUGAGGAAUUGCACGACUGAAAAAAAAGAAAAGAAAAAUUGAAAAAAAAGCUUGAUUAUUACUUCUUCCUUUGGCACGUUUCUCUGCACAUAUGCAUGCAGUAAUGGCUCUAGAGCGCCUCUAGUGGCCACCAAACUACAUGUGCACAGAGUGUCUGGACUUCAACGGACUUUACAAGUUUAUACAUCACUGUUCAGAAGUACCACACUACAUUUACUAUCCCUGUUGGAACACACAAAAGCGAGAUGGCUGCCCAGGCCACGUGGUGGACUGUGAGGUGGGGGGGAGCACGCGAGCCCCCCCCAACAGAGACUGCCCAUAAGCUUUUUUGAGGAAACGGUGAUGUUCUGUAGUGUGAACGGAGGCAACUGUGUGUGAAGUGGCGUUUUUCUCAAAGCGUCAUCCGAGAAACGAACAAACUGAAAUUGAGGGAAAAACGCUAACGGCUGUUACAGAUCGCAGGAAUUUUACGCACGCAUACGGGACGAUGUGUCAUACAUAGCCUACAGAAUCUUGCUUAGAUCCUUGGUUUUUGUUUUUUUGUUGAUAUUGUAAAAUUACCUCCUACUUUGAGGUCUUUUUGAAAAGACAUACCUUUAAAAUUGAAUAGUCAUAAUAUGCAAAUAAACUAGUAUAGAACAAAAAUGUUACCAAACAUUAUUAUUAUUAUUAUUAUUAUUAUUAUUAUUAUUAUUAAUUAGAGCAUUUUUUUUGACAUACCAUUUCUGUGACAUGUUUUUAUUGGCUCCAGUUUAAGUCAGAAGGAAUAGGUAAUGCAACUUUAAAUCAUGUUAUCAAAUGAUCCCACGCAGUGAACAAAAUUACAGUAAUGCCAUCAUGAAUGGCUGAAUAAUGAAAUCACGUUCAGAGAUUAUGUAAAAUGCCCAUUUUUUUUACGGGACUGCGUUGGAUUUCGGCUCUCCUUUUUACAAGAAUCGUUUUGUUUGAAUAUGCAAUCUCCAAACAACAUUUCAGAAAGAGCGGCGAGUGAAAAUCUUCGGAUGUUUUAAAGGUUAACUACAUAGUAUUUUUUACUUUCUCGCUUUGCUAAGUGUCUUUUCUCUAUUUCCUGAUUGAUAUUGAUAUUUUGUCUUUUGAGAUUUUGGUUCCAAAGAUUUGUGAAGCACAUUUUUUUGGUCAUAUGUAUGAGCCUAUAGUAAUUUCUGUUGUUUUUGGCUUUUGUUUUAUUUUUGUAUCUAUAGAUUUUAUUGUUUGUUUGAAGUGGCUUCAAAAACAGUUUGAAUUGGAAUUUGCUGUGUCUUCUGUGCCAUCGACAUCCAAUUUACUACAAGCUAAUUUAUUAACAAACUUUAUCAGUUAAAAACGAUCAGGUUUUAUUUUGUUGUGGUCAGGAUUUUACCGAUGUACAUUCUUUGUCUGGUGCAAGAGUCUUUCAGAAGUGCUGGACGGUGGUGAAAGCAAAAGCGCGGCUUGUCUGGACUGCGUGAACGAUAUACAGAAUCCUGUCGAACACGGUUUUGGUGUUGCUUCUUAGCCAACACCCGUACUGUAGGUUAAAGAAUAGAAAACAUUUCAUAAUUGUAAGCUUUUAGUUUCUCAAAUUCCCUGCAUUUACGUUUCUUUUCGUGUGGUGUAGGGAUUUAAAUUAUAUUCCACUGCUGCGGAGUCACGUGGAACAUUUGUAUUAAGAUUUAAGGAAAUUCCUGCCUUCUCUCUGAAAGCUCAGUGAGAUGGAAGGGGGUUGCUUUUUUCUGUCCAUUAGGUACUUUGCAGUCUAUGCACUAUAUUUCUCAGUGUUACCAAGAAACAAACACCUCAGUACCUGCGAUCUGCCCCCACUCUUCCCCUCGUAGACUGUCCCAGGAGUUAGAUAAAGAGGGUGGAUUUGGUCCGUUUCUGUAAUCCUCUUCUUUCUAGUAUGUUAACUUUCAUAGAGGCGCCAGCGCUACUGUAAACAGUAGCCCAUCGCUGAGGCUUUGGGCAGGCUAGACUCCGCUCCCUUCGGCUGACCAAGACGCGUAGAAUCGGAGGUGGUCUCUUCAGCUCAAGUCAGCCGAGAACUCUAGCCUGAGUCAGAGGAACAUUACUAGAUAUUUUCAGACGGCUGGGAGGAGGAUCAGAGACCCCAAAAGGUGUGCUAGUGUGAGUUUGUUGGAUCUGCAUGUGGAACACAGCUUUUUAAAUAAUGUCCAGUCGUGCAGUCGGGAUGGCGAGAGAACAAUAGCUGCCCACCUUCAGUAGUGUUCCAUUCCUUAUUAUAUAUUCUCCUUUCCAUCUUUGCACAUUAUUAUAUAAUACAUGUUAUGCAUAUUAUCCUUUAGUUUACAAUGUGAGUGUGUUUUUGGUUUGAACUCUUCCUCUCUGCAUACUCAGAUGCCAUUUGUGAUGUAAUUUGUAUCUGAAUGUCCAUAUAAACAAUUUUUUAAAAAUAUA
This is a messenger RNA of Colossoma macropomum (tambaqui), 6022 nucleotides long. It is a transcript of the gene rbfox2, whose product is annotated as RNA binding fox-1 homolog 2. Gene Ontology annotation, biological process: nervous system development; regulation of alternative mRNA splicing, via spliceosome. The record is from RefSeq and is a predicted model, not a curated record. The coding region runs from base 2190 to 3401 and encodes 403 amino acids. NCBI's taxonomy places the organism in Eukaryota, Metazoa, Chordata, Actinopteri, Characiformes, Serrasalmidae. Gene Ontology annotation, cellular component: nucleus; cytoplasm. The transcript has 14 exons. Gene Ontology annotation, molecular function: mRNA binding.